This is a messenger RNA of Saccostrea echinata, 2697 nucleotides long. RefSeq names its product elongation of very long chain fatty acids protein 2-like. Gene Ontology annotation, biological process: very long-chain fatty acid biosynthetic process; fatty acid elongation, polyunsaturated fatty acid; fatty acid elongation, saturated fatty acid. Gene Ontology annotation, cellular component: endoplasmic reticulum membrane. Lineage: Eukaryota; Metazoa; Mollusca; Bivalvia; Ostreida; Ostreidae. The coding region runs from base 83 to 1003 and encodes 306 amino acids. Gene Ontology annotation, molecular function: fatty acid elongase activity. The record is from RefSeq and is a predicted model, not a curated record. The transcript is spliced from 7 exons.
GAAAGCACGCUUGAUAAGCAUGUUUGGUUACCGCAACAGUGAAAGGACUUAGAAACAGACAACAGCGAGUCUUUUAGCAGCAAUGGAGAAAGUCCCUAUUGUGAAGGAUGUGUUGCGUCUCUAUGAAGAGGGCAAGGCCACAAGAGAUCCGAGGACAAAGGACCUUUUCAUGUUGUACGAUAACCCUGUAUAUAUCUGGAUAGUAACUAUUGUGUAUAUUUUAUUUGUGACUGUUAUUGGGCCGCGCUUUAUGAGAAACCGCCCUGCCUACAGCUUUCCACGAUUUCUUGUGGUGUACAAUAGUAUUCUUGUAAUAUGGUCCACAUAUAUGUUUGUGGAGAUUAUGGCCAGUGCAAUCUACGCAGAUUAUUGGAAAGAAAAUGGAUUUUUGUGUUGUGUGUAUAACCAAGACACCCCCAAAAACCCAAAGGAAGAGAGGAUGGCUAAAAUAAUACACAUGUUUUUCGUGUCAAAGAUUGUGGAGUUAGGAGACUCAGUUCUAAUGGUUCUCAGAAAGAAACAGGACCAGAUAACCUUUUUACAUGUGUACCACCAUAGUUCCAUAGUUAAUAUAUACUGGUGGGUCACCACCUAUAUACCAGGAGGCCAAUCUUGGUUUUGUAGUUCACUGAAUGCAUUUGUACACAUCAUUAUGUAUGCAUACUAUGCACUAGCAGCCAUUCCGUCUAUGAGAGGGAAGUUAUGGUGGAAAAAAUACAUAACUAGAUUACAGCUGAUUCAAUUUGUGCUGAUAUUUUUCCACACUAUCCAGACCACCAUUACAGGGUGUGACUUUCCACUCUGGAGUCACAUACUUCUUAGUAGCUACAUGAUCUCUAUGAUGGUUCUAUUUGGAAACUUUUAUGUACAAGCAUAUAUCAAGAAGGCCAGAGCCAGCCAUAAAAAGACUGACCAAAUUCAAAAUGGAGUCACAAAAAAUGGCAGUGUGCACCAAAGCAAUGGCAUAAAUGGUCACUCAAAUGGUCACACAAAAGUUGAUUGAUGCAGUUAGACAAUAUUAUAGUUUAUUUUCUAGUAAAUAUAUUUUAGGAAUUAAAAUGUAUUUUGUAUAUUACCUAAUUUUACUUGAUGCUUGAUUGUCUUGUUUUUGUUAGCUAUUAUGAAAAUUUUCAUUUUAUUUUUGCUGAUUACGAUCUUGUACUGUUCUGACAAUCUUUUGUUGAUAUUGUCAUUAAUGUUACAGACCAUAAUGUUGAAGGUGCAGUGUUGUAAUUUUGUAUAGAUCAAGUGCAACAUGAACAAAUAUUUCUCAAACACUUUAAUAUAGUCAUUUUAUAUUUGUUGUUGCUCUGUUUUGUUAAAUUGCUCAUCACCAAUCUUCAUAUGUGUUUCAUAAUACAUAUCAUGCAAGGGUAAUUUAUGCUGAAAAUAGAUUGCAGCCAAAAUUAUAGAGAGUUAUAUUUUUUAUGUAAUACUUCAUGAUACUUAGACAUUCUAUCAUCCUGUCAGUGUAAUGAUGUGUGCAAUUUGGUUGUAAUGUGCCAUGAAGGCUUUGUAGAUGUAUACCAGUAUAGUUUCAGUGCAAUUAGAAAUAAAUGUACAUAUACAUAUAGUAUGGUGCAUAUAUAUUAGUAAAUUUGCAGUCACCAAAAAAAAAAAAUCAGUUGUACAGAAUUAUUCACCUCACAUAAUUUUUUUUAAUGAAGAUUUUUUGAAAAAGGUAAUUUUACCCUGUAAUUUUUGUUUGUGUGUGUUUUUUUAAUGUAAGAAUAUAUUUGUAGACACAGACUAUAUUGUUUUUUAUCUUCCCAAAAAGUGCUAAUGCAUAUAAUUUAGUGUAAUUUGGAAUACAGUUAAUUUUGAUUGUCAUCUGAUUUUAGGGGAUAUUAUUACAACAUUUUGAAAACUGAAAAAAAUUGGGUUGACAUUUUCUUUUCUAUGAACAGCAUCAAUGUCUGUUAUGUAUUUUUGUAAUUCUUUUAGAUAUACUUACAUUGAAAUGUGUUUGAUAUAAUACCUCCCUAGUAUUGUAGCCGUGUUAUGCAUAUGAGCAAAAAAUUUAAUUUUCUAUUUUGGUCAUAAUUUGUAGCCUUUAUUUUUUUCAUCCUAAAUUUUAUUUUGCAGAAUUAAAUAUUGCUGUCACAAUUUACCAUUUCAAAUUUAUAUUUACAGCAUAAAAUAACUCCUUUAGUGCAGCUCCAAUCCUUAAAAAAAAUUCUUGAGAACUUAGGAGGUUAUUCCUCAAUAUUUCUUAUAUUUGAAUACAUUUGAGUUAUUUAUUUCAUUACCAAAAAAAAAAAAAAAUCAAAGGCAAAGACAGUUGAAAAAAAAAAUUGUUUGAAAUUGCAAUACUCUUACUUUCCAUAAAGCUACAUUCUGGUAAUGCUGUAUUGCUUAAAUCUGACCUGUUGAUACUUGAAUAAGCUUUGAAUUGAAUCAUUAUACAUGUACAAUUGCAGUGUGCGGUAGACACAAACAUUUUGGUUUUUAUUGUUAUAUGUUUCAUUGUGAUAUGUCAAUAGCUCAUCCACAUUUUCAGAAGAAUAUAUGAAUAGGGAGUUACUACCUGCUGUUCAAUCUAUUUCAGUAAAUACUUUGUCUCAAGUCAGUUAUUAAUUUGAUGAAUGUGUCUUAUUUAUAUUUUAUGAAAAAGUUCCUUUUUAAAAAAAAAAAGAAAGAAAGAAAAUAUGUGUACAUGCCUGUUCAAUCUGUGAAACUUUCUUGCAAUAUGAUUUA